AAAAAAGGUACAUCGUGUUUUUAAUUGAUACCAAGGUCCAAAGGUCCAAUCGAUGCAGUUGAUUUUAUAAUUUUACGAUUUUACUCUGUACCUCUCUCCACAUUUGCAUCCAUCCAUUUACACGCAUUUACACACAAUCCAUUUUCGACGUUGAACACCGCCUACACUUUUAUCCUCUUCCAAUCUGGGCAUGAUUUAUUCCUUAUAGCAUCUAUUCAACACUCUUCCAUAUUACCUUGCCUUCCCAGUUAAAAUAAAAUAAAAUGUCCAAGUCACUCAGCAAGCGUAAUAAGCUUGCCGAGUUAAGGGCUUUACGCGCUGCUGGGAAGAAGGUUUACGACUCUUAUGAGGUCCAAGAAGAUCAAGAUUUAUACGAGGAAGUCGACGAAAAUCAAUAUAAAAAAAUCGUUCGCGACCGUCUGAACCAAGACGACUUUGUUGUCGACGACAAUGGCGAGGGUUACGCCGACGAUGGACGAGAGGAGUGGGAUCGAGUGCAUACUUAUGAAUCCGAGAGCGAGGAUGAGGCAUUGCUUGGAGGAAAGCCUCGCAAAUCAGAUAAGAAGAAGCGCGACGAGGAAAAGGCAAAACGGGACGCCAAUGACCGUGAUAUCAGUGAAUAUUUUAUGAAGGGCCAAGCUACCACUCAACAAAAACCAAAGGCUGUGAAAACCGAAGACGAUGAAAGGUUUUUAGCCGAUUUGUUAGGCGAGGUUGAUGCGAACAUACCUGUUCCAGCGUCGCGGGCUCCAAAGCGAAAUCGAUCCCCCGAGCGACGACGAGCUCGUGUUCUAUCUCCUGCGCGAGAGAAUAAGCAGCCAGCCACCAAGAAAGCAAGAUUAAGCGAAGAACGGUCAUCCCCUGCGCCUCAAGCACAAGAGGACUCUAUCGAUGACGAUGGAUACCUCCCGCCUAUGGACGAUGAUGAUCUCCUACCACCAGCGUCCGACGUACUGAUGAGCGACUCCGUUCCUGUUCCCUCGUCCCCCACAGCAAAAGUUGUCGCGCGUAUGACCAAAGUUAAGGUAGAGCCCGUAGAAGAAGAAGACGAAGAGAUGAUGGAGGUCUCUCAUGCCGGAACUAUAAAGACUGCUAGUGUGAACUUGUCUGCAUCGCGACCUAUCAAAAAGCUGGCCAAACCUGACCCAUACCCUACUCCUGCUAGCUCAUCUCCAACAAAAGCUGCCGAGACCGAUAUUGACUCAUCGUCGUGGAACAAUCUCACGGAUAAGCUAAAUGUUGUCAGCAGCUCGCUCCCUGAAACCAGAAGCAUCGGCAAGAUCGAUUACAAGGACGCCAUCGAGGAGGAUGGUAGCCUCAAUAUGUUCUGGACUGACUAUACCGAGGUCAAUGGUUCGCUUUGCCUAUUCGGAAAAGUCUUAAACAAGAAAACAAGCACCUAUGUGAGCUGCUUUAUCAAGGUUGAUAAUAUUUUAAGGAAAUUGUACUUUCUACCUCGCCAAUAUCGUCAAAAGAACGGUCAGGAUACGAGCGAAGAAAUAGAAAUGACAGAUGUCUACUCGGAAGUAGACGAAAUCAUGACUAAAAUGAAGGUCGAUAUGCAUAAAAUAAAGCCCUCUACCAGAAAAUACGCUUUCGAACUCCCUGGUAUCCCGAAGGAAGCGCAGUACCUGAAACUAUUAUACCCCUAUACGAAACCUCCAAUCAACCCCGAAACGACUGGCGAGACAUUCUCUCACGUUUUUGGUACCAACACUGCAUUGUUCGAACAGUUUGUGCUGUGGAAGAACAUAAUGGGUCCGUGUUGGCUCAAGGUAAAGGAUGCCGACUUUGGUGCUAUCAAGAACGCCUCCCACGCCAAACUUGAGGUCCUUGUCAAUGAUCCUGAUACAAUCUCCCCAAUGAGCGACGCUGAUAACUUGGAUGCACCACCCUUAACUCUUAUGAGCAUUGCUAUGCGGACCAUUUUCAACGCCAAAGACAACAAACAGGAGAUACUUGCGAUCAGCGCUCGUAUCUAUGAGAAUGUCUUGCUUAGUGACACUACACCCGCAGAAAAGCUUCCUUCUAAAACGUUUACGUUGAUGAGGCCGAGUGGAUCAGCAUUCCCCCUCGGAUUCGAUAAACUGGCGAUGGGUAGGAAAAAGUCGCUCAUCAAGCUGGUGAAGCAGGAAUCCGAGAUACUAUCUUUCUUCUUAGCGCAUAUCGAUCUUAUCGAUCCCGAUGUGAUCCUUGGUCAUCAACUGGAAGGUGUUGACUAUAGUAUCUUGCUGAAUCGAUUACACGAGAAGAAGACACCCCAGUGGUCACGGCUUGGGCGAUUGCGCAGAGCAGCAUGGCCAACAUCCAUAGGAAAAACGGGUGGUAAUGUAUUUGCAGAACGCCAGCUUAUGGCUGGUCGCCUCCUAUGUGACCUUGCCAACGAUGCUGGCAAGUCAGUCAUGUACAAGUGUCAGUCCUGGAGUUUGACAGAAAUGUGCAAUAUCUAUCUCGGUGGAGAUACCCAUAGACGACAUUUCGACAACGAGGCGGCUCUGAAGACAUGGGCAUCCGACAAGUCAGGCUUGAUGGAUUAUAUAACCCAUAUGGAAGCAGAUACAUAUUUCAUCGCCGCUCUGGCUUUGAGCACACAGAUGCUACCUUUGACGAAAGUUUUGACGAAUUUAGCGGGUAACUCGUGGGCUCGAACGUUAACAGGUACUCGAGCUGAGCGCAACGAGUACAUUUUGUUGCAUGAGUUUCACCGCAACAAGUACAUCUGCCCCGACAAGCAGUUUUUCAAGGGACGACCUAAAGCUGAAGAGGAGAACAAUGAAGAAGAGGCCACGGAAAGUAAAAAGAAGGAUAAAUACAAGGGUGGUCUUGUUUUCGAACCGGAGAGGGGGCUCUAUGACAAGUUCGUAUUGGUUAUGGAUUUCAAUUCUCUUUAUCCUUCCAUCAUCCAGGAGUUCAAUAUCUGCUUUACAACGGUCGAACGGAGCUCACUUCCGGAUGAUGAAGAUGCUGUACCGGAAGUUCCAACGCAACAGGAACAAGGCAUAUUGCCGAGACUUAUUGCCACUCUAGUCAGCCGGCGACGAUCAGUAAAAUCACUGAUGAAAGAUAAGAACGCUACACCUGAGCAGCUCGCCACAUGGGAUAUUAAGCAACUUGCUUUGAAGUUGACAGCCAAUUCUAUGUACGGUUGUUUGGGAUACACCAAGUCUCGUUUCUACGCAAGACCUCUUGCCAUCCUUACAACGUAUAAAGGUCGUGAGAUCCUCCGAAGCACCAAAGAGCUUGCCGAGUCCAAGUCUCUCCAGGUUAUUUAUGGCGAUACCGAUUCCGUCAUGAUCAACGCAAACGUUGAAUCGGUUGCUGAGGCACUAAAGGUCGGUCAGGAGUUCAAGAAAGCCGUCAACGAGCGAUAUCGUCUCCUAGAGAUCGAUAUCGACAACGUAUUUAGACGCAUCCUGCUCCAGGCAAAGAAGAAGUACGCGGCUAUCAAUCUUGUAGAAGUUCCUGGUGGCAAGUACAUUGAGAAGAUGGAAGUGAAGGGUCUUGAUAUGAAACGCAGAGAAUACUGUGGUCUGUCAAAAGAGAUCUCUUCCCGUCUACUUAACGAAAUCCUAUCUGGCGACGAUACUGAAGUUUCCGUCCAACGCAUACACGAAUAUCUGCGCGAGGUCGCAGGCAAAAUGCGAGAACACGCUGUUCCUGUGCCGAAAUACAUCAUCUAUACGCAGUUAGGUAAGGCGCCAAAGGAGUACCCGAACGCGGACUCGAUGCCACAAGUCCAGGUUGCUCUUCGAGAAAUUGCACGGGGAAACACGGUCCGUCGCGGAGAUGUCAUCUCGUACGUCGUGACUGGAGACAGCAAAACGAGCUCAGAGCCUGUUGCAAAGCGCGCAUACACGCCACAAGAUGUAAUGAAGCCCGAUUCCGGUCUCAAAGUAGACGUCGAGUGGUAUAUCGGCAAGCAGAUUUUCCCACCUGUUGAGCGUCUCUGCGCCAACAUCACCGGAACAUCAACUUCCCAGCUUGCCGAACAACUUGGUCUCGACAUUCGUCGCUAUACAAACAACUCAACUUUUAAUCAGUCAGGAUCUAACGACCAUGAAAUCCACCCUCUUGAAUCUCAGAUCCCCGACGAUGUCCGCUUCCGUGACUGUGCUCGCCUCUCCCUACGUUGUCGGAAGUGUAAAACCUCGGCGCCAUUCGAAGGCCUGCUAUCCUCGGAACAACCUGAAAAUCGCGUCACGCCGCAAGGUGUUACCUGCCCGUCGUGCUCGGCACUCAUUCCCAACCUUAGCAUCGUGGCACAAGUUGAACGGGCCGUCCGCAACGAGACGGCGCGAUACUAUGAGGGCUGGCUCGUGUGCGACGACGCAUCGUGUGGCAAUCGCACGCGCCAGAUGUCGGUCUACGGCACGCGGUGCAUGGGCCCGAAGGGUCUGGCGUCGGGCUGCCUCGGCCGCAUGCGCUACGAGUACGGCGAGCGCGACAUCUACAACCAGCUCGUAUACUUUGCGUCCCUGUGGGACGUGGACAAGGCCCGCGCCAAGGCAAACUCCGGUGCUACUGGUCUAGGCGGACAAGGUAACGCCGGCAGCUUGAACGCCGCCGAGAAGGACAGGGUCCUCGCUCUCGCGGAACACAACCGCACCCGCUUUACCACAGUCAAGGGCGUUGUUGAUAAAUACCUCGAUAAGUGCGGGCGCCAGUGGGUUGCCAUGGACACGUUGUUCGGAAAGCUGGGGUUCACGGCUGCUUAGAUUAAAUAGACCCCCACCAUCAAGGGGAUUAGUUAGGAUAUAUAUUAGGUACCCAUGACGGGAUGAAGGGUUGGCCAGUAGGCUUAUAACAUAGGAGGCUAGGUUAGGUAACCUAGCUAGACCUAUACAUAAUAGCGGCUGGCGUUUCUGGUUUAGGAUACUGUUCUUCAUUGUGCUGCUUUAUUUGGUCUUAGGUAGCUCAAGAGGUAGUCAUAGUUAAACACUGCAUGGUAAUGGUUUAUAAUGAAUCUAAAUACGUAUAUCGUUCAUUCGGAAUCAUACUUGUCUUUCUUACCUGUAUGUAAAGACCUGUUAUUAUACAUCACCCAGACACAGCAUACAUG
Daldinia caldariorum is the source of this 5059-nucleotide messenger RNA. RefSeq lists its product as uncharacterized. Bases 264 to 4715 code for a protein of 1483 amino acids. Lineage: Eukaryota; Fungi; Ascomycota; Sordariomycetes; Xylariales; Hypoxylaceae. Gene Ontology annotation, biological process: lagging strand elongation; leading strand elongation; DNA replication. The record is from RefSeq and is a predicted model, not a curated record. The transcript is spliced from 5 exons. Gene Ontology annotation, cellular component: alpha DNA polymerase:primase complex. Gene Ontology annotation, molecular function: DNA replication origin binding; pyrimidine nucleotide binding; chromatin binding.